CAUCUCCGCCCAACGAAGAGUCGCACACGCAGAUUUUACUCAUCCUAAUCUCAAUCCAGAUCCACAAAAGAAGAAGAAGAAUGGCAUCGCCGGCAGCGAAGAUCGCGUUCCGCAUCGCCGUAGCAGUGAUGGUAAUCACGGUACUGUUCUACGUCGGCCGUCCGCUCUACUGGAAGAUCUCCGCCACCAUCCAAGAGGUCCGCGAGAACAAGCGCACCGUGAAGCAAGGGAUUUCGCAGAUCGUGUACGAGGCGCAGAAAUCGGUGGGGUGGUUCCACGACGAGUCGGAUCCCGGCGGCGUCGUGCGCGAGCAGCGCCGGGCGACUAACCGGAAGCUGCUGCAGUUCGUCGGCCGGGUUGGAUCGUUGUAGAGAGCCGCAGAAACCACGAUUCCUUUCUCCUCCUGGCGGGCAUUUCGUUAAUCUGAAGAUCACUUGUUUGUUUGUUUGUUUGUUGUUAUAGAGAAAGGAAAUAAUUGCCCGGGAAGGAAGAAGAAGAGCGACAUUCUCUCCGGCUAGGAUAGUAAUUUUUGUAAUCCUAUGUAUCGUAGCGCUGCCUGCCUAAGAGUUGAAGAAGAAGAGGUAAUAAUACAUUUCACUGAGGUUCAAAUCUUCUCUGUAUCGUUCCAAUUUUAUCGGAAAAUCUCUAAGGACUAAGGAGACUUUCAAUCGAGUUGGAUUAGAAUUAUCAUUUGGUUUUGCUUUCAA
Messenger RNA from Linum tenue, 707 nucleotides. NCBI's taxonomy places the organism in Eukaryota, Viridiplantae, Streptophyta, Magnoliopsida, Malpighiales, Linaceae. The record is from the annotation of a GenBank genome assembly.